AGAACAGUUCUGUCAGCAAAUCACUUUCAACACUUUUAGGAAUGACUACAAAUUGAUAUUUACCAACUUAAUACCAGUUGGAACAAAUACCAGUAUUGUUAUCAAAAUGUAAAAUGCUGUAUCAAAGGCACUCAAAUGUAAAUGUCUUUCUCAUUUCCAUCAACACAACUGUGUAUGUCUUUGUUUUUGUGUCUCUUAUGUGUCUCUCAGAAUCUCUCAGUGGUGCCAGGGUAUUGGUUACUGGGGCCAGUACGGGUAUUGGGGAACAAAUGGCCUAUCACUAUGCCCGCUUUGGUGCCCAGAUAGUAAUUACAGCAAGGAGGCAGAAAGUGUUACAGCAGGUGGCAGAGAAGUGUCUGAGUUUGGGAGCCCAGAAAGCACUCUACAUAGCAGCCGACAUGGCCAGUGAGUCGGACCCCGACAAAGUCGUAGAUUUUGCAAUUGAAAAGCUCGGAGGGUUGGAUUACCUAGUUCUCAACCACAUUGGGCCGAGCCCCUUCAGCAUGUGGGAGGGUGAUGUGGAUCACACCAGGUGGCUGAUGAAGGUCAAUUUCUUCAGCUACAUUCAGAUGGCUUGGAGAGGUUUGGCCUCCCUUGAGCAAAGUAAAGGAUCACUCGUGAUCGUUUCAUCACUUUUAGGUAAAAUGUCCAGUCCCUUCGUUGCACCGUAUACCUCAACAAAAUUCGCCUUGAAUGGUUUCUUCGGGGCCUUUCAGCACGAGCUGGCUAUGAAGAAGAGCAACGUGUCCGUCUCUAUAUGCACACUGGGGCUAAUUGAUACCGAUUCAGCGAUGGAGAAAGUCAGGGAAGUCACUAGUGUACCAGCCUACCCUGCCACAGAUGCAGCCUUGAACAUCAUCAUUACAGGAGCUACAAGACAGUCGGAGCUCUUCUACCCUUGGUUCACCUACAUUGUGUCUUUGACCAAAGACUGGUUCCCUUCCUUCACAAACUAUGCCAUCCAGAAAUCAUACAGCUACAGCCCAUGAAACACAUAAAUGAUGUAAUUAAUAUAUUCCACUUCCCAAAUUUAGCAUUUAUGAUAUUAAACAAAACAAAUUGGUCCUCUUUUCCUCUCCUUUUGGGAGAGUUGCAAAGAAAAGCUCAUCAAUUGUAUUUGUUUCCUUUUUAGACUACCUCCAAAGAGAUUUAAAAAAGCACACAGGAGGAAACGUUGGUGGAGAGCAGAGGACCCCUUUUUUUUUCUUCGUUUUCAGAUUCAGUGGUGUUUGGUAAAUCACACUUUACACAUUACUGCAAUUAUGUGGUAAAAGUGAGAGACCUGGUAAAAGGAGAAAAGGAAUAAACGCUGUAUUUCUCUUGCUUGUGAAAAGUAUACAGUCUUUAACACUCAAACACUAGGCCACCAGGAACCCUAAACAAUUUAAUUGAGGACAACCUUUGAACAUUCAAAAUUAGACGGUUUUUUUCACUUUGUAAUCAAAACAUUCAGUCAUGCACACUUAUAAGAGUCAAAUACAGACUCAAUACCAUGCCUGUUGAAAAAGACAUUAAUCGGGAUGGAACAGUACUUGCAAUAUCCACAUGAGGGCAGUAGUGGCAAAGUAGUGAAGUCAUGACUUCAUCAUAUCUGCAGCAGCCAGUGAAAUCCAUUCUCACAAAACAAUUUAAAACAAAAUCCUUAAUAACAGACUAUCAUGCAUUUAAGGAAGAUGUAGCAAAUUGGUUUGAAACCUUUUAAUCUAAAAUACUGACGUCUUUGGUUGCAAAUAUAACCGAGUCCCGUGUGUUCACAGAUGUAAUCAUCUGUUGUUGUUUUUUUAAACCUCCAUCACCAUAUCAAUCCUCACCCUCACUGUUCCUCUUCCUGUCUUCUCUGUUCUCCACCCCUGGAUUCCUCUCCAUCUCCAUUCUUCUCUAUUUCACUUAGUUCCAUCUUUCCAAAGUUGGCCACAGUAGGCGUUACAGACUUCCUACAGAGCAGGACUUUCUCAGUGGAUUCCUUUGUGUCUUUGUUCAUCAUCCC
Cottoperca gobio is the source of this 1987-nucleotide messenger RNA. It is a transcript of the gene hsd11b1la, whose product is annotated as hydroxysteroid (11-beta) dehydrogenase 1-like a. Gene Ontology annotation, cellular component: intracellular membrane-bounded organelle. The transcript is spliced from 5 exons. The coding region runs from base 114 to 989 and encodes 291 amino acids. Gene Ontology annotation, molecular function: oxidoreductase activity. The record is from RefSeq and is a predicted model, not a curated record. NCBI's taxonomy places the organism in Eukaryota, Metazoa, Chordata, Actinopteri, Perciformes, Bovichtidae.